AUUUCCUGGAGAAGAUUUGGGAUCAUUAAAAAAAGAGGAAAGGAAGCAUUCCAUUUUCUAGAAAGCGAGCAAGACCUCUCAAUCCCCUAUACAGCCGCCGCCAUAUUGUUUACCUCUGCUCGGCCGCUACUCUCUGACUCUACAUUUCUCCGUCAUCUUCUGCUCUUGCUUUCGCAUGCGCGCGCAUGUUGAGGAGAAGACUUCAUUACGUAAAGACGUAAUAGGUUACCUGCGAUUGAUUUUGGGUUGUGCUAUUAGCAUACAAGAAUGGCCGGGAAAGCUAACAAGGCAAAGAGCAGGGGGAAAUACCUGCAUCGGAACUCUACUGAAUCUUUAGAGCCGGUGCCCUCAACAGAAAUUUCUGUUUCGCUAGAUUCUGUUAAUAGCGAUGUUCGCGAAGCCAAUGGUACUGCUGAUAGUAAGGCAGAGAAUAAUAAGGAGGUAACUGCAAAUACUCCAGAAGCAACGCAAACAAAAGCUGAAGGCGAAUCUUGCUUGUAUCCUGUAUCUGUUAGGACACCAUCGGGAGAAAAACUUGAAUUGCAGCUAAGCCCAGGAGAUUCUGUAAUGGACAUCAGGCAGUUUCUUCUUGAUGCUCCAGAGACUUGCUUCUAUACCUGCUAUGACCUAGUUCUGCAUGCUAGUGAUGGUUCCCCUCACCAGCUAGGGGAUUAUAGUGAAAUCUCUGAAUUUGCUGAUAUUUCCGCAGGUGGAUGCUCCUUAGAGAUGUUUGGAGCUCUAUAUGAUGAUAGAUCUAUUAGAUCUCAUGUUCGUCGUUCCCGAGAUCUGAUUUCUCUUUCGAAUCUUCAUACAUCAUUGUCAACAUCACUAGCCUUGCAGCAUGAACCUUCCCAGCAAAAGUCUCCAGAUGCUGUCAAAGUGGAUACUCUAGAGUUAGAUGGUUUAGGCUUCAUGGAAGAUGUUACUUGUUCUGUCUGCAAUUUGGUGGUGUCAUCACCUAUGGACAUUAAAUGUGUAGAAAGCAUUACUUUUUCUUCUUUCAAUCCUCCUCCGAGCUAUAGGCGGCUUGUUGGAGAUUUGAUCUAUAUUGACAUUAAAAUUCUGGAAGGGAGUGAGCUUUGUAUAAGUGGAACAACAAAGGGUUUCUAUGUCAAUUCCAGCACUGGAAACAUAUUAGAUCCAAAACUAGCUAAGACAGCACACGAGGCUAGCACACUAGUUGGUUUGCUUCAAAAGGUCAGCCCCAAGUUCAAAAAAGGUUUUCGUGAAGUUUUAGAACGAAAAGCUUCUGGACAUCCUUUCGAAAAUGUUCAGUCUUUGUUGCCACCAAACACAUGGUUGGGCGUCCAUCCAAUUUUAGAUCAUUUCAGAGAUGCAGCAAGAGCAGAAGAUGCUUUGGCUCUUUCUUAUGGGAGUGAGUUAAUUGGAAUGCAGAGGGACUGGAAUGAAGAAUUACAGUCUUGUCGGGAGUUUCCUCAUAGGAGUCUUCAGGAAAGGAUCUUACGUGACAGGGCACUUUAUAAGGUCACUUGUGAUUUUGUAGAUGCAGCAACAAAUGGUGCAAUUGGAGUGAUAAAUAGAUGCAUUCCUCCUAUUAAUCCAACCGAUCCAGAGUGUUUCCACAUGUAUGUGCACAACAACAUAUUUUUUAGCUUUGCUGUGGAUGCAGACCUUGGAUUUAUGUCCAAGGAUCAGAUGCCAAGUACUGAUCUCAAUCUCACUGAAGAUCAUGGCGAUACAAAGUCUUCAAGUAAUACAAUCACUGAAAAUUUCAGCAAUGCAUUUCAUGGAAAGAGCAAGGACUUGAGUUCCACUGCUACGAGCACAAGGGGAGUUCAGACCAUUAUAGAUGAUAAAUCUGUUGCUAGAGCUGAGGCGCAGAUUGCUGAAAGUGAGCAGGCAACUUAUGCUUCUGCUAAUAAUGAUCUGAAAGGAACCAAAGCUUACCAAGAAGCUGAUGUUCCUGGACUAUUUAAUCUUGCCAUGGCAAUAAUUGAUUACAGAGGUCAUAGAGUAGUUGGGCAGAGUAUUAUUCCUGGCAUCCUUCAAGGGGACAAAUCAGAUUCCCUUCUGUAUGGCUCAGUUGACAAUGGGAAGAAAAUCUGUUGGAAUGAAUCAUUUCACGCCAAGGUUCUGGAGGCUGCCAAGCGACUGCAUCUGAAAGAACACGCAGUUUUAGAUGCUUCUGGCAAUGCUAUCAAAUUGGCUGCUCCAGUUGAAUGCAAGGGCAUUGUUGGGAGUGAUGACAGGCAUUAUCUCUUAGACUUGAUGAGGGUAACUCCCCGUGAUGUUAAUUAUACUGGACCUGGAUCCAGAUUCUGUGUGUUGAGGCCAGAACUUGUAAUUUCCUUCUGUGAGGUUGAAUCUGGAAAGCGGCCAUGCUCGCAAUCUAAAAGUGAAGUCCCGGCGUUGUCUGAUUCUCCAAGUGUUGAUGAUAAGGAGAAUUCAAAGGAAGACAUAAAGGAUGAUAGAAACUCAGCUUCUGUUACUGUUGAAAGUUGUCCAUCUUGUGAAGAAAUAUGCUUAAAUCCAAAUGUUUUUACUGAGUUUAAAAUGGCAGGAACUGAGGAGGAGAUUGCCACUGAUGAGGCAAUAGUGAGAAAGGCUGGUACUUAUCUUGUGGAUACAGUUCUUCCCAAGUUUGUGGAUGAUCUUUGCUCCCUAGAGGUUUCACCUAUGGAUGGUCAGACAUUAAGUGAUACCCUUCAUUCUAAUGGAAUAAAUGUCCGGUAUCUUGGUAAAGUAGCUAACAUGACGAAGCAUUUGCCUCAUAUAUGGGAUCUUUGCACCACUGAGAUCAUUGUUCGGUCAGCUAAGCAUAUCUUAAAGGAUGAAUUGAGGGAAACUCAAGAUCAUGAUCUCAGCCCAACUAUUUCACAUUUCUUUAAUUGCUUUUUCGGGCAUGUAUCUAUCGAAACAAAGAGUAACGCCAAUAAUCUGCAGUCAAAAGCUCAAAAGAAGGAUCAAGCAUACCAACACUCAUCUAAAAAAUCUGGUAAGGGGCAAAUGAAAUGGAGCCAAUGCCCAUCUCCUAUAAAAGUUCAUUCAUCCCAAACACAUUUAAACUCUGAAGAACUUUGGUCUUCUAUUCAGGAAUUUGCAAGAUUUAAAUAUCAGUUUGAAUUGCCAGAUGAUGCAAAGUUACGUGUUAGAAAGAUCUCGGUUAUCCGAAAUUUGUGCCAAAAGGUAGGAAUAUCAAUUGCAGCACGAAAAUAUGAUCUCGAAGCUGGCUCACCCUUUCAGACUCUAGAUAUCCUUAAUCUCCUACCAGUUGUCAAGCAUUCUGUUCCAUUGUGUUUAGAGGCUAAGAAUCUAAUAGAAGCAGGAAAAGCUAGAUUGUCUGAGGGAACACUAAAUGAGGCCUAUACCUUUUUUUCUGAAGCAUUUUCAGUACUUCAACAGGUUACAGGUCCUAUGCAUAGAGAGGUUGCCAAUUGUUGCCGGUAUCUUGCAAUGGUUCUAUAUCAUGCAGGUGACAUGAAAGGAGCAAUCACCCAGCAACACAAGGAGCUGAUUAUAAAUGAACGGUGUCUGGGUCUUGAUCACCCUGACACUGCUCACAGCUAUGGAAAUAUGGCUUUAUUUUACCAUGGUCUUAAUCAGACUCAGCUGGCUCUGAGACAUAUGUCCCGAACACUGCUCCUCCUAGGCAUCUCUGCAGGGCCUGACCAUCCAGAUGUUGCCGCAACGUUUAUAAAUGUUGCCAUGAUGUACCAAGAUCUUGGGAAGAUGGAUACCGCUCUUCGGUACCUACAAGAAGCAUUGAAAAAGAAUGAACGGCUUCUUGGUUCAGAUCAUAUCCAAACCGCAGUUUGUUAUCAUGCACUUGCCAUUGCAUUCAACUGCAUGGGUGCUUACAAACUUUCUAUUCAGCAUGAAAAGAAAACUUAUGAUAUACUGGUUAAACAACUUGGGGAGGAUGAUUCAAGAGCGCGUGAUUCUGAUAAUUGGAUAAAGACAUUCAAAAUGCGUGAGGCACAGGCUAACGCGCAGAAGCAAAAAGGACAGGUAGUGAAUUCAUCUUCUGCCCAGAAAGCAAUUGAUAUCUUAAAGGCAAAUCCCAACCUGAUUCAAGCAUUCCAGGCCGCCGGUGGAGUAAACACUUCAUCCAUGGAUAGAUCCAUCAAUGCAGCUCUAGUCGGCGAGGGUUUCCCUCGAGCUCGAGGUGUCGACGAACGAGCAGCUCGAGCUGCAGCCGAAGUUCGCAAGAAAGCUGCAGCAAAAGGCCUUCUUGGGCGUCCAAAUGGUAGUCCAGUUCAAACAAUGCCGUGGAACCAAUUCCUCACCAUUCUCAACAACUCUGUAGUAGCUUCACCUGCUUCAGAAGCUCAGCCUAAUAACGAUGCUCCAAGUGCGGAUAAAUCAAAUGGAACCAGUGAAGGCCAGAAGGUGAAUCAGGCUCCUGCUGGCUUAGGAACCGGAUUGGCUUCCUUGAAUUCGAAGAAACAAAAGCAAAAAGCCAAAGCUCAGGCCUGAAAGAUCUUCUUACAGAACCAUCUGCGUAUAUAUUGACCUGAUAUCAGCUUUUUAGAAAUCAGUACUUCGAUUCGUUAAUAAGUGGCCACCUGAGUUUUUUUUUUUUUUUUAAAUUA
This is a messenger RNA of Dendrobium catenatum, 4553 nucleotides long. RefSeq names its product clustered mitochondria protein. The record is from RefSeq and is a predicted model, not a curated record. The coding region runs from base 268 to 4437 and encodes 1389 amino acids. Gene Ontology annotation, cellular component: cytoplasm. Gene Ontology annotation, molecular function: protein binding. Gene Ontology annotation, biological process: organelle organization. Lineage: Eukaryota; Viridiplantae; Streptophyta; Magnoliopsida; Asparagales; Orchidaceae. The transcript is spliced from 29 exons.